UCCCUCGGGGAGGCCCGGGGAGGGCCCUGGGGACCCGCGGGGAGCCCGGGGCUUGCGCUCGGGUCCCCGCAUCUGGAGCCCGCGGCCGCCCGCUGUUCCUAAGGCUGGUCGCCUGGAGCCCGAGGGGGCGAGGGGUGCAGGAUGGACAAGAAGGCCAAGGCCAAGGCAGGGGCCGUCGCGCAGACGCCCGCGUCUCGCCCUCCUGGCCUUCCGACCCCCAGGCCCCCAGGGGCUCCACGACCCCUUCCCCCAGUAACCCCUGCAGCGCUCCGAGUUCUGGGAGCAGCGGGGCGAAGGCCUCAGGGGGGCACCGCGGGAGCCACUGUUUCGGAGGCUGCAUCCCGAGGAGGACCACCGCGGAGUGCUGGGACAGGUCCCCGGAACCCAGCCACCAGGCCUCCGGCAGCUGGGAGAGGGGAGCGGGCCCCAGCCAAGACUCCCAGCCUGGCCUCUCUCUCUAGCCCGGGGCGUGCCAGCGGGACCACCAGGCCAGGCCCUCUUGGCCAGAAGGGACCCCGGCCCCCAGCGGAGGAACCUGUGGCCAAAGGAAAAGCCCCGGAAGCUCCCAGAAAGAGCACCCUGAGCACUGGGGCACGGAGAGACUCUUCCGGGCCUGCCCCAGGCACUUCCUCCCCAGCCACGGCCCGUAGGUCCCGGGCUGGGGGCGCCGAGGUGGGACUUCCCAGGCCAGCGCCAAGUGCCCGGCCGCGGCCCCCGUCCGAGGCCUCCAGGAAAUCAGCGAGCAGCGCCUCGGAGCACAGCACCGCGGAGCAGAGCCCAGCUGCCAGGAGGCGGCCCAGCGCGGGCGGGGGCCUCCAGAAGCCGGCCUCGCGCCCCUUGGGCUCCAGCGCCACCCCUCAGUCCUCCCCAGCCCGCUCUGGGGCCUCAGCCCGUGGAACACCCCGGGCUCCUACGCAGCCCUUGCAGCCCAAGUCGAAAGGCCUGCAGGCUCUGCGACCCCCGCAGGCCGAAGCCGCAAAGAAGGACGCGGCCCCUACGCGGGGCCUGCUUUCUUCUUCUCCUCGGGCCACACCCUCUCCACCGGGUCCGGCGGCACGACUGGCACCUUCUCCCCACAUCCCAGCCGCUCCCCUGCCGGCUGUGCUCCCGCCCUCCCCACCGACCACGCCCCCUCCGCCAGCUUCGCUCCGUCUUCGGGCCCCGCCCUCCCCGCCGGCCACGCCCCACUCGCAGGAUCUCCCGGGUCCUUUGGCCACGCCCCUCCCUCUAGCCCCGCCUUCUCCCUCUGCUUCACUCUCUCUGCAGACCCUCCCCUCUCCGCCUGCCACGCCCCCUUUGCAAGCUCCACCCACACACCUGGGAACAGCCUUUCCAGAGGCAUCCGUCUGUCCCCUGGCCACAGCCGCUUCUCUGGCGCCAUCCUCUCCAUCAGUUUCACCCCCUUUGCAGAGCACGCCCCCUACCCAGGCUUCUCCUCCUGUGCCCUCUCUUCCGACUCUCCCCUCUCCCGUGGCCACGCCUCCUCUGUCGGCUUCCCUGCCACCUGUCACGCCUCCUCGACUAGCGCCUCUUUCUCCGGCAACGUUGCUGCUGAACCCGCCCUCUCCUCCAGCCUCGCCCCCUCUGCCAACCCUUCCUGCUCUGGCCACGCCCCCUCCACGGGCCGGUCCUUCCCUGUCCCCGCCCCUCCCCCAGGCCACGGCCCCCUCGCUGGCCGUGCCUCCCUCACGGGACCUUCCUCUUGUGGCCACACCCCCUCCGCAGGCCUGUCCCUCUCCUCUGACCACACUCUCUCCGCAGGGACCUCCAGUUUCUCCCGCUCUCUCGGCCUCACUGCAGGCCCCUCCUUCUCCACUAGGCACGCCCCCUACCCGGGCCACGCCCCCUCUGACCACGUCCCCUGUGCAGGCCCCUCCCUCUCCUGCGGCCUUGUCCUCUCCGCAGGCCUCGCUUUCUUUGGGGUCACCCGCUCGGCAGGCCACACCUCCUUUCCUGCCAACGCCCCCUAUGCAAAUCCAACCUUCCCUGACCUCGCUCCCUCUGCAGGCCCUUCCUCCCUCAGCCUCAACCUCUCCGCCGGCCCGUCUCUCUCCCCCUGCCUCACCCCCAAAAUCACCCUUGACCAGAUCCCCUCUGCAGGCUCCACCUUCUCUGGCUUUGUCUCCUCUGCAGGCUCCGCCCUCUUUUCCGACCACGCCCCAUCUGCAGGCUCCUCCCUCUCCCCCUGCCUCACCCCCUCUGCUGCAGGCCCCUAGGUCUCCUUUGGCCACGCCCCCUCCACAGGCCCCACCUGCCCUGAUUUUGCCCUCUCUGCCGGCCUCGCCUUCUCCCCUGACAACGCCCCCUAAUCCGGCCCCCCCUGCUCUGACCUUGCCGACUCUGCAGGCCCCUCCCUCUGCCCCUGCCUCACCCGCUCUGUCUCCUUUGGCCACGCCCCCUCCACAGAGCCCACCAGCUCUGGCCUUGCCGCCUCUGCAAGCCCCUUUCUCUCCUGCCUCACCACCUCUGCAGGCCCUUCUGUCUCCCUCUGCUUCACCGCCUCGGUCUCCUUUAGCCACGCCCCCUCCACAGACUCCACCUGCUCUGGCCUUGCCCACUCUGCAGGCCCCGCCCUCUCCCCUGGCCCCGCCCCACCCACAGGCCCCGCCUUCCUUGGUCUUGCCCCCUCUGCAGGCCCCUCCCUCUCCCCCUGCCUCACCACCUCUGCUGGCCCCACGCCGUCCCCCGACCCCGGGUCCGGACGCCUCCAUCUCGGGUCCGCGGCUGACCCUGGCGCUGGCCCCGGCGCCGCCGCCGCCGCCGUCGCGCAGCCCGUCCAGUACGCUGAGCGGCCCGGACCUGGCCGGCCACAGCAGCAGUGCCACCAGCACGCCCGAGGAGCUGCGCGGCUACGACAGUGGGCCCGAGGGCGGCGCUGCGGCCUCCCCGCCCGCCGACGCGGAGCUGGCCGCCUGCCACCCGGCCGCCUGGAGCCGAGGCCCCGCUCCGCCGCUGGCCCUCCGCGGCGUCCCAGGCGCGCCCCUGCACUGGCCUCCAGCUGCCGGGCCGGGCUCUGCUGACGGCCUCUGCACCAUCUACGAGGCCGAAGGGCCCGAGUCGGCGACCCCCGCCCCAGCCGAUCUGGACGCGGGGCCGGUGCCCGGCGCGGGCGGUGGGAAGGCGGCGGCCGGGGCGGGGGCGGGCGCCCCCUCCCGGAGCCCGAAGUCGGCGCGCCUGGGCGAGUUGCCGCUGGGGGCGCUGCAGGCGAGCGUCGUGCAGCACCUGCUGAGCCGGACGCUGCUGCUGGCUGCGGCGGAGGGUGCCGCGGGCGGCAGCGGUGGUGGCCCAGGGGGACCGGGGGGUGGUGGCGUCACAGGGGGCGCCCGGACUGCUCUCACCGACGCCGAACUGGGCCGCUGGGCCGAGCUGCUGUCUCCCCUGGACGAGUCCCGUGCCAGCAUCACCUCUGUCACCAGCUUCUCCCCGGACGACGUGGCCUCCCCGCAAGGUGACUGGACCGUAGUGGAAGUGGAGACCUUCCACUGAGCCAGCCCCCAGCCCCGCCUACAACACCCUGUCCCUGCCUUAGGAUCCGCCCCUCCGGUUAGCCUCUGUCUUAGACGCCCCCACUUCCCUGGAGCCCCGCAGUCGCCGUCAGGGGAUUGGCCUCAGCUUCGGAGAGACUGAGUCUUUAGACCUGGGCUCCAACCUUGCGUUUGGCCGAGGAGGCUCGGGACCCACCCACACCUUUGGCCUAGGACCUCCCCUCGGGCCCCGCCCCUUUGCCCUAGGACACGCCCCUGCUCCCCUCCAGUCCGGCCCCACUCCCCGGCUAGGCCCCGCCCCGCGUCCCAUGUAUUGUCCAACCCGCGCGGCCUGAGUUUGCAAUAAAACCGGGACACUGGAGCUUGC
This is a messenger RNA of Microcebus murinus (gray mouse lemur), 3852 nucleotides long. The record is from RefSeq and is a predicted model, not a curated record. NCBI's taxonomy places the organism in Eukaryota, Metazoa, Chordata, Mammalia, Primates, Cheirogaleidae.